AUGGCCCGUAGACAUGUAGACAGGUUAAUACAUGGUGCAAGGCAUCUAAUGGCUAAGCGAAAGGGAGCUGUCCAUUUGAAUGGGUUGCUACAUCAUUGCUCAGAGGAGUCUCAUGGAGAGCCUAUGCCCCGAGAAUGGUAUCAAAAGGAAUUCCCCAAGUUAACAAAACUAACCCAAUUGUUAAAAAAUGUCGAUUUGGUUGAUGGAAGGCUUGUUAACAUCAGUGAUGGUUCGAUUAUCAUGGAUGACCGUAUUGAACACAGAAUGCUUACUUUCAAGUCACUUGCCAGGGAAUUUAUUGGUUCUCCAUUAGUUCAGCAAACGUUAAAGAAUGAUGUCGUGGCGUUGUCAGGUGGAAAAAUCUGUAAUCAAUUUGUGUGUUUCAGUAAACCAAAUGAAAGAGAGCCCAUGGUUGUAAAAACACUCUCCGUAGUAAGUGGCUUUCUGAACAUCACUGCUCAACAAAGACAGUCAGUACGUGUUACAUUAUCUCCACAGAUUACACAGCACCGCAUAUGGACUGGGACGCUUAAGGAGGUACUCAAUGGAUUGAAAUCCGAGUUGGAAUAUUUAGAUCAUCGGUGCCCAAGCAAAGGAACGAAGAUGGGACAGCAGAUAGUUGCUAGCUGUCUAAAGUUCUUGGCUGACACAUCCACAUCCAUUUCAUAUGAACAUGAUUGCUCUUCAUGGACGCGCCUAUCGCCUGCAAAAGUUACAGACUCUUCUGGUUUGCAAAAAUGGGAAGAUGUUCUUGAGAUGUUCAACGACCUCAUUGAUUGUUUGAAAAAUGAAAGGGAGUUACUUCUUUACGUAGCGAAGCUUGAGGUCUUGAAAGAGGGGCUGUCUCAGAUCAAGGAUGUGUUGACUGAUAGAAAUAUAGGACACAAGGAAGUUCGGCAUCAAGAAAGCCUAGUGCAGAAGAAGCUGACAAAGACAUUGGGUCAUUCGUCCAAGUGCCUGUUCACACUUCUGUUAUAUUACCUCUUUGGGCAUGUUAGAGAUAUUGAAGUGGACGUACGUGGCGGUAUUUAUAGCAGCGGUAGUGAGAACGAUUUCUGCUUGUGCAUGGGAAGGAUUGUGACUUCAGAUGAGGAGGAGAUGGUUUGGAGUGGGGUGAGGCAGUUGGACAGGGCUCUUGGACUUUUCAAGUUUGUAUGGGAAACAGCAGGGAUGAAAGGAGCUUUACAACUGCAAGGGCAUAUAUGGUGUGUAGGGGCUGAAGGCAGAACACUUGCAUACAGAGGAAACACAUUUUUUGUCCAUGGGAUUCAUGUUUGA
Prunus mume (Japanese apricot) is the source of this 1278-nucleotide messenger RNA. RefSeq lists its product as uncharacterized. NCBI's taxonomy places the organism in Eukaryota, Viridiplantae, Streptophyta, Magnoliopsida, Rosales, Rosaceae. The record is from RefSeq and is a predicted model, not a curated record.